Molecule: messenger RNA, 2116 nt
Organism: Ananas comosus (pineapple)
Lineage: Eukaryota; Viridiplantae; Streptophyta; Magnoliopsida; Poales; Bromeliaceae
Product: phosphoinositide phospholipase C 2-like
Exons: 9
Coding region: 144-1952 (602 amino acids)
Biological process (GO): lipid metabolic process; phosphatidylinositol-mediated signaling
Molecular function (GO): phosphatidylinositol-4,5-bisphosphate phospholipase C activity
Source: RefSeq, a predicted model, not a curated record
ACCUCUCGAUGAAACAUCCCUCGCACAACUUUUUCUCCGAUCAAAACCCUUCCCAAAAAAUCCCCAAAAAAUAGCCCAAAAAAAAAAGAAGAGAAAAUCCGCAUCGGAGGAGGUCGUAGAACAGAGGAGGAAAAGGGGGGGCGAUGGGGAGCUACAAAUACUGCAUUUGCUUCACGAGGAAGUUCCGGUGGAGAGAGGCGGAGCCGCCGAGCGACGUGAGGGAGGCGUUCGCGGCGUACGCCGAGGGCGGCGCCGCCAUGAGCGCCGCCCAGCUCCGGCGGUUCCUCGCCGAGGCCCACGGCGGCGCCGCCACCGACGCCGACGCCGAGCGGAUCAUGGAGCGGAUCCGGCAACUCCGGCCCCGCCUCCACCUCGCCAAGAUCGCGCGGCCGCUCGUUCUCACCGUCGAGGAUUUCCACCACUUCCUCUUCUCCGACGAGCUGAACCCUCCCCUCAAAUCUCAGGUUCAUCAUGAUAUGAGCGCGCCGUUGUCACACUAUUACAUAUAUACAGGUCAUAACUCAUACCUAACUGGGAAUCAGCUUAGCAGUGAUUGCAGUGAUGUCCCAAUUAUUAAAGCGCUCCAAAGAGGUGUUAGAGUAAUUGAACUGGAUUUGUGGCCUAAUUCUGCAAAAGACGAUGUAGACAUUCUCCACGGAAGGACAUUGACAUCUCCAGUCCCACUUAGAAAAUGUUUAAAUUCGAUUAAAGAAUAUGCCUUUUGUGCUUCUCCCUAUCCUGUUAUUAUAACUCUGGAAGACCACCUUACUCGUGAUCUUCAGGCUCAAGUUGCCAAGAUGGUCAUAGAAAUCUUUGGCGACAUGCUAUACUACCCUGACUCAGAAUUUCUUCAAGAGUUCCCUUCACCAGCAGCCCUAAUGAACCACGUCAUCUUGUCAACAAAACCACCAAAGGAGUAUCUCGCAGCUAAGACUUCUAAGGAGAAGAAUAUUGAAGUUCACAAUGGAAAGGAAUCAAAAGAGGAAGCUGCAUGGGGAAAGGAAGUCCCAGAUCUUCAGGCUGAAAUUGAAUCUCAUAGUAAGUCUAAACGUAGAGAUGAGGUCGACGACGACGAUGAUGAUGAAGAUGAGGAUGAGGAUGAGGAUGAGGAUGAGGAUGCGCAGAAAAUGCAACAAAAGCAACCACCAGAAUACAAACAUCUAAUCACUAUCAGGGCUGGUAAACCAAAGGGUGGCUUGAGUGAAGCACUAAAAGUUGAUCCCGAUAAAGUUAGGCGCCUCAGUUUGAGUGAGCAACAACUUGCCAAAGCAGCAGCGGCACAUAGUGCUGACCUCAUACGGUUCACUCAGAAAAAUCUACUGAGAAUUUACCCGAAGGGAACACGCGUCACUUCCUCUAAUUAUAAUCCAUUUAUCGGCUGGGUGCAUGGGGCUCAGAUGGUUGCCUUCAACAUGCAGGGGUAUGGAAGAUCCCUUUGGUUAAUGCAAGGAUUUUUUAAAGCCAACGGGGGCUGUGGUUAUAUGAAGAAACCUGAUUUCUUGUUGAAAACUGGCCCCAACAAUGAGGUUUUUGAUCCCAAAGAAGCUUUAGCUGUGAAGCAAACCUUGAAGGUCAAAGUAUAUAUGGGCGAUGGUUGGCGUAUGGACUUCAAGCAGACGCAUUUUGAUGCUUAUUCCCCUCCCGACUUUUAUGUUAAGGUAGGGAUUGCCGGAGUUCCAGCUGAUUCCAUGAUGAAGAAGACAAAGCCAAUCGAGGAUAACUGGACACCGGUUUGGAACGAGGAGUUCACUUUCCCCUUACGUGUUCCUGAGAUAGCUCUGCUUCGAAUCGAAGUACACGAAUACGAUAUGUCCGAGAAGGACGACUUUGGCGGGCAGUCCUGCUUGCCCGUAUCCGAGUUAAGGUCCGGAAUCUGCGCCGUGCCGUUGUUCGACCGUGAAGGAAUAAGGUUCAAAUCUGUGAAGCUGCUCAUGAGGUUCGAGUUCGUUUGAUCUGUUUUGGCGCAGUUUGUUAUCUCAAACGGGUGUUUUAUUGUGUUGCUUGAUAAUAGUAUGCAUGUGUGAAUUGGUGAUUGUAUAAUAAACGGACGUAAGAGUUUUGUUACAUGUUGCACAUAAUAAUAAUAAUAAUUAAAAAUGCAGAGGCUUUUCAGUAA